Messenger RNA from Colletotrichum graminicola M1.001, 1176 nucleotides. Its product is annotated as D-isomer specific 2-hydroxyacid dehydrogenase. Gene Ontology annotation, cellular component: cytosol. Gene Ontology annotation, molecular function: NAD binding; glyoxylate reductase (NADPH) activity; hydroxypyruvate reductase [NAD(P)H] activity. The transcript has 2 exons. NCBI's taxonomy places the organism in Eukaryota, Fungi, Ascomycota, Sordariomycetes, Glomerellales, Glomerellaceae. The coding region runs from base 1 to 1176 and encodes 391 amino acids. The record is from RefSeq and is a predicted model, not a curated record.
AUGGCUGAACCGCACAACACCCCGUAUCCACCCGCAACACCGCAAUGUCAAACACCUCGCUCCUCACCGCCGCGUCCUCACCAGGCCAUGACAGCCGGAGCCUUAACCGCAGGAGUCGCGGCAUCGGCAACCGCAGACGGCACGCACGUGAAGCCCAGAGUGCUUCACAUCGGCGACCCAAUCAAGUACAACCCACAUGCCUACGCCGCCUUCGCGGCGCGGUGCGAGAUCAUCCGACCCACGACGCCCGAGCGCCAGCGCCCCGCCUUCGCCGCGGCGCUCCGGGACGGCAAGUGGGGUGACUUUUCCGCCGUGUUCCGGCCGUUCUGGGGCACCGGCGGAGAGAUGGGCAACUGGGACGCCGAGCUGAUUCCGCUGCUGCCCGCGAGUUGUCGGGUAUUUGCGAGCGCCGGUGCGGGCUUCGACUGGGCCGACACGCGACUUCUCGGAGAACGGGGAAUCAUAUAUUGCAAUUCCGGUCUCGCGGCCGCCGAGGCAGUGGCAGAUUUCGCCGUCGCCCUCGUCAUAUCAACCUUUCGCCACCUCCCGUGGUGCAUGACCGCCGCCUCCGACCCCGCAGCCUUCCAGGACUGCCACGCUGGCGCCACAGCCGUCUCGCACAGCUUGCGCGGCCACGUUCUUGGCUUGAUCGGGAUGGGAAACAUCGGCCAGCAGGUCGCCCAGCGACUCGGCCUCGGAUUCCGCAUGGACGUGCACUAUUUCGACAUUGUUCGCAAGGAUGCCGCCAUGGAGACUGUAUCGGACGCGACGUUCCACGAGACGCUCGAGUCGCUGCUCGGGGUCUCGGACUGCGUAGUACUGUGCACCCCGGCCGGUGGCAAGAUGAUCACGGCCGAGUCCCUGGCCUGGUUCAAGCCCGGCUCGCGGUUCGUCAACGUCGCGAGGGGGAGCCUCGUGGACGAGAACGCCCUGGCCGACGCGCUGGAGUCCGGGCGGAUUGGGAGCGCCGCGCUGGAUGUGCACGCCGACGAGCCGAGGCCCCAUCCGCGGCUGCUGAGGCUUGCCGAGACCAAGGUCAUGUUGACAUGCCACAACGCCGGCGGGACGGUCGAGACGCACAAAGGGUUUGAGAAGCUGAGCAUGGAGAACAUUAUGGCCGUGCUGAGCGGUGGCAAGCCCAUCACGCCGGUAAACUUACACCAUCUAAAACAGUAA